AGACGGCGGCUGACGCGGGGCUGACGGGGCGAUGGGCCGACAUGGAGCACGACGUCGAAGUGACCACGGCCCCUCCGGCGCCGCAGCCACCAUCGCCCUGCCGACCAGUGUGGUCGCGGGCGGGGCCGCCCCCCGCGCCGCCUGCCCCGCCUGCCCCCGGGCGGGAGGCGGACCCUUCGCACUGCUCGGGCCUCGACGGGGACUCCGGCCCUGACGCGCCCGACCCCCUGCCCCUGGCCGGGUAGCCGGCGAGCAGCAGCCGCCCCACAACACGCACAACCUUGCUCAAUGUGUGACUACCGACGGACAAGACGACCUGUAGCACCACCGACUGACACUGGCACUGCCGCGCGAUAUCUGUGAUAGCCGAAGACAAUUUUACUCCUAAAUAAUUUUUACUGUAAAGAAAACGAAAACGAAACAAACAGGACGACGAUAAGCCGCUCGCGACCGCGGCGGCGUCGACGACAACAACAAUCGAACGAGUAUACGAGUAGCGAGCACCGAGACGGUCGACGACGCGCUGACACGACGACGGCGACGCCACGGGGUCUGCGGUCGUUGGCCGAGGCCACGCCCAAGGCCACGCGCAAGGCCACGCUCAAGGCCACGCCGAGGGCAGCCGGGCGUACCAUGCUGUACCGGGGCGCGGACCAACGCACUACACUGCUAGUGCCGCCCUCCCUGGCCAACAGCACCUGCGGAGCCGUCAGGUACUCGUCUAGCGCCGCCGCCAGCGCCGCAGCCGGCGUUUCGUUCGGGGACUUAGCCCAGGCCGCCAUCAUCCUCCUGCUCUCGCUGGGGGUCGUCGGCGCCAACCUCAUGCUCGUGCUCGUCAUCAACAGCCGCCGCUACUCCAAGUACAUCCACGAGCAGCCACGCUACCUGCUGACCUCGCUGGCCAGCAACGACUUGGCCAUUGGACUAUUGGUCACUCCCUUCGCCCUCGUGCCUUCCGUCAACCACUGCUGGCCCUUCGGGGAGAUCGCCUGUCAGAUACAAGCGCUGCUCCGCGGGGCGCUGACGCAGCAGAGCGCCGUCAUCCUCAUCUGCAUGGCCAUGGACCGGUACAUGUGCAUGCUGCACCCCGUGCGCUACCACCGCCACUCCAGCAAGAAGGGCUGCGUGGCGGUCAUAUCGGUGACGUGGGUGCUGUGCCUGUCGCUGUUCGCGCUGCUGGUGCUGCCGCGCGGCGGCUACUACUUCAACGACACGGGGCUGCUGGCCUGCGACCCGUUCUACCCGCGGGCCUCGCUGCGCAUCCUCGCCUCGUGCUGCUUCUACUUCCCCACCACCAUGAUCCUCAUGUACUGCUACGGCUCGGCGUUCCACGUCAACAAGCUGCGCCUCAAGCGCGCCGUGACGGGCUGCGCCCAGGGACACCCGCAAGGUCACGCCCCGGGUCACGCUCCGGGUCACGCCCCGGGUCACGCCCCGGGUCACGCCCCGGGUCACGCCCCAGGUCACGCUCCGGGUCACAUAGCCGGUCACAACGCGGUCCACUCCACGGGCCAUGCCGCGGCACAUGCCGCGGGUCACUCCGCGGGUCACGCCACGAGUCACGCCGCGGGUCACGCGCACACCAUGGGCCAGACUCACGCCGUCCACGAGCAGGUCGUCAAAACGCCAUCCACGCUCAACAAGCUGGUGACCCACGAGCGCAGGCUGAGCACCGUGGCGUCGCGCACCAUGGCAGCCAUGUCGCUCGGCUUCAUUGUGAUGGUGACACCGUGGACCAUCCAGGAGGUGGUGGCCGCCUGCACGGGCGUCAAGCUUCCGCCGUUCCUCGACUUCCUCAUCACGUGGUUGGCGCUUAGCAACUCCUUCUGGAACCCCUUCCUGUACUGGCUGCUCAAUCGGCAAUUCCGGAGAAUCUGCAAGGACAUCUUCGUCACCAAGGUUCUGUGUCGGAGGCCGCCGUCUGCGGCGAAAGAGUCCCACUGCUGCUCGAGUCAGCAGAGCCUGGGAGGCCACCACAGCCACCACAGUCACCACAGCCACCACAGUCACCAUAGUCACCACAGCCACGCCAGUUUGCACCACAGUCUGCGGGACAGAGAGCGGGACAGAGACCUCGAUCUCCUGGACCGCGACUGGGACCGUGAACGGGAUCGAGAUCGGAAGCGGGACCGGGAUCGAGACGACGAUCUCCAGGAUGACACGAGCGACGACGGCAACGGUAGCGCCGGGGGCGGCGCCGGUGGAGGUCCCGGGGGCGGCAGCCUGAGCGGGGGCAGCAGCAGCGGGGGCGGCAGCCUCAACAGCAGCAUCGCCCGGUUGGCCGUGCCACCCCCGCCCCGCCUCCAGGCUAGGCCGCCCAUGCCGCCCCCGAGGACCACGACGAGGCCCUUGGCCUCCACGUCGCACCCGGACCUCGAGACACUGGAGUGCGGCAAGCUGUGGGGCGGGGGCGGCACCGGGGGCACCGGGCUCGGCAUGUCCGGGCUGGAGAGGACGCUGUCGGCGACCAGCCUGACGGGGCUGCCGCCGCGGAUAGUGCCACCGCAGCACCUCACGCACACGUACCACCACCGCCACCACAACCACCAGCACCACCACCACCACCACCGGCCCACCACGCUGUGCGGGGCGGCCCGGCCGAACGGCAGCGUCCCCAGCGGUGUGCUGGACAUCUCGUGACGCGACCGCCCAGAGCGCCGCUCCGCGAGGUGCCUGGAUGAGUCGGAGGGCCGCUCGGCCCCCUCCUCGAGUACCCCCUCGAGCCCAUUUGCGGAACUAACGGUUCAGACCGGAAGCUGCUGCUGCCAGUGUGAGUGAUGAAGACUGGCUGAUGCUGCCGAAUGUUUUUAAUGAAAGUAGUCGGGAAUCGCCAGGGAGAACACGGUGUGCGCUCCAGUGCGAGCGUCGCUGUCCCCUGCCCGAACUUGUGUGUUGUCGGGAGUGGUGUGUAGAUUCCUAGUACUAUAAAAGUGCUCACUCAAAGUAUUCGUUACUUUCUGACUGAAGAAUGCAUUCCGCAAGGAUUUUCUGUCACAGAAAGGAAUGAACUUUUCAUUUAUUUUAACGGACCCUCGAAGUUCUAUCGAAUAGCUGACAUGUCAAAUAAGACUGUUUCAUAAAACAAAUUGCAAGACACAUUCCAGAGACUUGCUUCCUCAUCAGUGUCGCCGUGACAGAAAGGUGCUAAGACUGUCAACAGCUGACAAAUAAAUGUUUGAUAAAGGUCGAGAGAGUACAGGGGUAUUCUCUUAGAUAAUAUCCUUGUUCCUUUUAAAGUUUUAUACUUUUGAGAAAGUUGUGAAAUCUGUUAAAUUUUAAGUAUUGUAAAAGCCAAAGCCAAUAGCAGAGGCAACUUUGCAUGGUUGUAAAUGUGUAUCUAUGUAGAAAUGAGUUGCCUACUCAUAACAAUUUGUGUGUGGUUGAUGUGCUUUUAUAAUGGAAAGUUCUGUAGAAAUCAGGGUUAACUUACUGGCUAGAAAGCAAUGUUUUGUUUGUUUGCUCUAAUUAUAAUUUGAUGAUUUGAGGGUGUAAAUAUUACUGUUAUUGUACUGUUCGAUCAUCCUUAUGAUUAUAAACGUGAGGACCAUUUAGUUGCUAGUAUCAAAAGGUGCCAACAUACCUGAUCCUUUACUCAAGAAAACUUUUAAUGCUAGUUUCCAGAUUUGGGUAUAUAAUUGUUAUUUGAGCGAGUAGCACUAUUAUAAUAAUAAGGAUGAUCAACGUUUGUUCAAUUCCCAAACUCUGUUAUUGGUGUAAACCCUAGAUAUUUAAUUUUUGUUAUCAUGGCUUAAUUUGUCAGCAUUCACUAAUCUUGUUGGGAAAAUUAUUUCAUCACUAAGAAGCUGAUACAAAAGUUCAGUAGGGGAAAAUGUUCUGGCCAAGCCAUCUUCCCUUGUAUGAGCUAUUUCCUUGUAUUCAGCUGUGGCUACACAGCUUUAUCCAUAGACAGUCUUAAAAAUAAUACAUAAAUGGAGGUCAUUACACUCCAGUCACAUCACCAUACCCUAGGUACAACUUUUUUUGUAUUAUGUAUGCUGAAGAAUUACAGUCUUGAGAAGUAUAUAGGAACAAAAUGAAAUUUGAAAUAACUAGAUGUUGGUCUGAAGUCAUAGUAAAUAUUGACAUCCUGAAGUGAAGAGCUCAAGACAAAGAUGUUUUCCUUUUGUGCUCCAAUUACUUAUAAAAAUGAACUUGCUCACUCCUGACUUAAUUAAUGCAAUACCACAGUAUAUAAUAGUGGUGUGAUAGCAUUUUCAUCAAAUGCAAUUCCCUGCUGGUCAGGAAAUACUAAAAUGCAAUAAUGAUAAAAAAUAAAGAACCCUCCUUGUAUGUAA
This is a messenger RNA of Frankliniella occidentalis (western flower thrips), 4295 nucleotides long. Its product is annotated as 5-hydroxytryptamine receptor 1A. Lineage: Eukaryota; Metazoa; Arthropoda; Insecta; Thysanoptera; Thripidae. The transcript is spliced from 9 exons. Gene Ontology annotation, molecular function: corazonin receptor activity. Gene Ontology annotation, cellular component: membrane. The coding region runs from base 634 to 2640 and encodes 668 amino acids. The record is from RefSeq and is a predicted model, not a curated record. Gene Ontology annotation, biological process: neuropeptide signaling pathway.